GCAUGGAUUCUCUCUGAGUCUGUGUGUGUACACAACAAGUUCCGGAAGAUGUGUUGUGACUGUGAGAGGGCCUACCCGUAAGUGGAACUUUUAGUUUUGUGAUGGGAAAGGACAUAAGCUAGAAAGAGCAGAACAAAUACAUCACCCCAGUGUGGUCUGACUACUACUAUUAAAUGACUUUACAGGACGUGAGAAUCUGCAAAUCAAAAUUGCCUAUUUGAUGCUAGAGACAACGUCCACCAUUUAUUUAGAAUGGCUGGUAGGCCUCAGAACAGUGGAUUUGAAGCCUCGGCAAUAACUGUACUAAAGAGGGCGGUAGAGCUAGAUGGCAAAGGUCGAUUUACAGAAUCACUUGUGUGUUACCAAGAGGGGCUGAAUCUACUCAUGGAAGUUCUGAAAGUGACCACCGAUGAUGUAAAGAAGCAGGCAUUUCGUACACGAAUCAGAGAAUACAUGGACAGAGCAGAGAAGGUCAAACAACAUGUCGAGCAAGAAAAGGAAGCUGGGAAGUACCAUGAACAGAUUCACAUUGUAGCUGACUCCACUAAUAACAGCUACAGUAGAAUCUUGGGUCCAUUCUUGGAUGAGUUUACAACUGAAGUUCAUGUGGAGGAUCCUUACAUCAGGUCUGCCCAUCAGAUUUAUAACUUUCUGAGGCUGUGUGAACUUCUUGUUGGAGGCAAGACGAAGGUCAAAAGGAUCUCAUUGACAACAGGCAGGGAUGAGCAGGGGAAUGCUCAAACUCAGCAAGGAAGACUAGAUGAGCUGAAAAGAAGCCUAUCUGAUUAUGGUGUAACGCUUGAUGUCAAUUACUCAUCAACACUGCAUGACCGAGAAAUCAGAUUAAACAAUGGCUGGAUCAUCAAGAUUGGCAGAGGUCUGGACUAUUUCAAGAAUACUGGAAAAUUCAGCAUUGGUUUCUGUGACAUGGACCUUCGUAAAUGUCAGGAGACGACUGUAGACAUUUUCCAUUCCAAGCACACUGCCCAAAACAGAUGAUGCUUGUAUUUGAUGUACAUAGUGUGAAUAUUGUAAUAUCAAUAACAGUAGCGAAACUGCAUAUUCACAUAUUGGUAUUAAUUUGGGUAAAUGGGUACCAGAUCCAAGGGUUCUUUUCCAUCACUUAACUUCCCUAAGACACUGGAAACGACGAGCUCUAUCAUGCAGUUGGCUCAUCCCAUCCCAUCACCCCCCCCCCCCCCAACCUGGGCCCAAUUUUUACCUUGAAAAAGAAAUUUGUAAUUUUCACCCAAAAGUCUUAUGUUAUAAAGACGGUAAGGGUAGUUCGCAUCCUGCAAAAAUUAUCUGGUCAGAAGUGCCCCUGUAGAUCAGAAAUAAUUACAAGUAGGACAAGCAAUCUGAAGCUCCAAAGAGAUUGCAUGCUGCGCUUUUUGGAGAUUCAAAUUUCCCUGGUGUUCAUUUGUGAAUACUGCAGACACUUAUGCGGUUGGUACCCACCCACUGUUAGCUCGCUAAACAGGAUGCAUUAAACAUUCUUGAUGAAAAUACUGUGCAAUUUCUUUGUUGUCUCAACAAGUUUACAAUGGAUUUAGCUGAAACAUUCACAGGUACCUUUAAUUAUUGUAUGUUCCUUGCCAAUACAGCCUUUUGAUAAAUACAUUGUCAAAGAAAACAAAUCUAUGACCCUACUUUUGCUGGGGUUUGAAUCAUGGUUUCAAUCAUAUUUUUAAAAAUUUUAUAUAAAUAUAUAAAUGUUUCAAGUUAAAAAAUUUGAGUCCCAUAUUUGAUCAGUUUAAUUCAAUUUGAUUCCAAUUGAUGUAGAUGCUGCUAGAAAUAACAUCUCAAACAAGCAAGAUAAGAUAAUUAUCUGAAACUUUUGAGGAAUAUUAAAGACAAUGUUAAACACAAUGAUAUUUGAACUUUUAUUUUUGUUUUGUAUUUAUGUCCAGAAACUGUAAAAAGUGAGGGGGCGUGGCAGAAUUAAACCAAUCAAAUCAAUGUUACUCGUAGAGGGCGCUGUAUAAGCCCACCGUUAAAAAAAUGCAAUGUGGUCCGUAGUACAUGCGUGUGUACACCUACAGUGUACACAUGAAGUAUGUACAUGUACAUGUGUGUACAUACAUGUCGUGUAUGUAAUUAACACAAGCAAUAUAAACACAAGAG
This is a messenger RNA of Asterias rubens (European starfish), 2124 nucleotides long. RefSeq names its product MIT domain-containing protein 1-like. The record is from RefSeq and is a predicted model, not a curated record. Lineage: Eukaryota; Metazoa; Echinodermata; Asteroidea; Forcipulatida; Asteriidae. The transcript has 6 exons. Bases 253 to 999 code for a protein of 248 amino acids. Gene Ontology annotation, biological process: midbody abscission. Gene Ontology annotation, cellular component: midbody.